Molecule: messenger RNA, 2040 nt
Organism: Physella acuta
Lineage: Eukaryota; Metazoa; Mollusca; Gastropoda; Physidae
Product: G protein-coupled receptor 137Ba
Biological process (GO): positive regulation of TORC1 signaling
Cellular component (GO): lysosomal membrane
Source: RefSeq, a predicted model, not a curated record
UAUUUCCGUGUUAAUCGCCACCACCUCCAGCUGAGCAAACAACAGAAGAACUAGCUUGGUCCUCUCAACUACAAUUCACAAUUCCUUGACCUAACCUAGUAGUGCUUCGAAUAUCAGUUUUGUUGUGUACAUUUUCUUACCAGGUACUUAGCAUAUUUGAGUGUUCUGGAUAAAAAUAGUCCGUUUCUAAUUCUACGAAGUGUGGAUGUAUGCGAUCAGCUGAUUUUAGGUGAUUUAUUUUUUAACAGUGCAAGUUUAACCAAAAUCCGAGUGCUAGCCAGAAGUGAGUUUUUCAAGUGUUUGUAAUCAAGUCACAUUCAGCUCUCACUUGACUAGGCAUUUCAAGAGAUAUUUCUAAAUAUUGCAUGAACACAAAUGUUCUCCAAUUAAGAUAAGGACUGAGUGAUGUAGAUUCUAGAUCUAGAUCUAGAUCUAGCUCAACUCAAUGGAAAACAGAAAUUUCAGCACUGCUGCAGCUGAUUCACAAUUGGGUGAUUCAAACAGUAGCCACAAUCACAAAAUUUCAGAAGAAUUUAUGAUAAAACAAAGCCAUAUAUUGCACCAGGAUGAAGCACUUUCCUUUUCCAGUGAACUGUUUCCAUCUUUUAAGGAGACUGAAUUCAACCCAACCAUUUCACAUGAUGGAAGAACAACAACCUCAUCUUGGGGGUCAUUGCCAACUCUCCAACCAGCAUUACCAUCAACAGUUCAACUCAGUCUGACAAUUGUAUAUAUUGUGAUGUUUUCCUUAAUAUUUAUUCUUGUGUAUGUGCAAUUGUGGAUGAUAUGGUACUACAGACACAAACGCUUGAGCCACCAAACUCUUUUUCUCUUUAUGGGUUUAUUAUGGGCUGGAUUAAGGACCUCGUUGUUCUCAUUCUACUUCUACAAUUGUGAAGAGGCCAAUAAUUUGGAGAUUGCACUGUACUGGCUCCUGUAUAGCUUCCCUGUUUGUCUACAGUUCUCCAUGUUGUGUUUACUUCUGCAUUUUUUUGCUCAGGUUGUAUUCAAAGCAAAGGCCAAGUAUGAGCCCAAGCAAUACCAUUUUCUUUCUUUCAUUAGGCGACCUCUCCGUUUAUUUCUUGGGUUGUCAGUGAUGCUGUUCACAGCCAUGAAUCUAGCGUGUGCCAUAGUCACCAAGCAACAUGAAAGGGACUACGCCUCAGUCCCUCUGUUUUUGCUGUACAUUAGAGUCACAAUAACAGAAACCAUGUUUUUAAUAUAUGGCAUUCUGCUUUCUGUGUGCAUAUUUAAGAUGACAAAGAUGGCUUCAUCACAAAGAGUUUUGGAAGCAAAGGGAACAACUGUAAAGAAAGCUGUAGCGGCUGCCAUUCUCAUCACACUUUUGUUUCUUUCACGCACCGUCUACAACUUGAUCUCCAUCUGCCCGGCCAUGAAGUCUACACCUAACUUUGGAUAUGACUGGAUCAAUGUAACAGAUCAAGCUGACUCUGUACCUCGGCUGUCUGAAAGCUUGGCCUAUGUAUCCUUUGGAAUGGUACUCUUUGUUUGGGAAGUUCUGCCAAUCUCAAUAGUUGUCAUCUUUUUUAGAGUAAAAAGGUUUACAUCUGGACAAGUUUUGACAGAUUUUUCAUCUCAAAGUCAUGGAUCAAGAGUAUUUUUCUUUGAUAAUCCUCGUCGUUAUGACAGCGAGGAUGACUUGUCCACACAGCAGGGAUCUAGUCCACAUGCUGAUUACGGUGGAGCUCGAACCCUCAGUGGUGUUGACAGCUUCAGGUCCCACACACCCAGAGGAACACCACGAAGUACACCAAUCAAUGCACCUGUGUGGGGAUACUAUUCCUCUGCUUCAUCAUAUCCACAUCCCAACAGUCCCCUCGCUACAACACCCAACAACAACACUGUGAUACAUUCCCCAAGGAGACAUGGCUAUGGAGCUAUCAUUCCUUCAGGGCAAAACCAUUUACGGCCCCACAGCUCUGCUUUAAAACUAUAGACAAGGGCACUGUUCUCAACAACUACUCACCUUUACAGAACAAUACUUCCACACAUUGGAUUUAAAAUUUGGUUGGUAACAGA